Molecule: messenger RNA, 666 nt
Organism: Arachis ipaensis
Lineage: Eukaryota; Viridiplantae; Streptophyta; Magnoliopsida; Fabales; Fabaceae
Source: RefSeq, a predicted model, not a curated record
AUGCCUCUGUAUGCAAAAUUCCUAAAGGAGCUUAUCAACAAGAAGAGGAGCUUGAAUGAAAAAGAGACAGUGAUCUUGAUACAAGAAUGCAGUGCAAUGAUCCAAGAAGGCAUCCCACCAAAACUCAAAGACCCUAGGAGCUUCUUCUUGCCUUGUACCAUUGGUAACAUAAUCAUUGACAAGGCACUGUGUGAUUUAGGAUCCAGUAUCAACCUGAUGCCUUUGUCUAUGAUGAGAAGGCUAUCUAUAGAAGAAGUGAAGCCUACACAGAUGUCAUUGGAGCUAGCAGAUAGAUCUCUGGUAAUUCCCAAGGGGGUGUUUGAAAAUCUCUUGGUCAGAGUAGGGAAAUUCAUAUUUCCAGCAGAUUUUGUAAUCCUGGACUUAGGUGAAGAGGGGAAUGACUCUAUUAUAUUGGGAAGACCUUUUCUGGCCAUAGUAAGGGCUAUCAUUGAUAUGGAACAAGGAGAAAUGACUUUGAGGGUAAAUGAUGAGAAGAUCACUCUAAAUGUCUUCCAAGAAAUACAAUAUACUGUUGAAGAGAAAAGCUGCAUGAGGGCUAAAGAAGAAGACUUGCUUUGGAAAGAAAAACCCCGUGAAGCACUCAUCAGCUCACCUGUGAAGCAAGAGAUGGACAGUGGAGAAGAAAAAAGGGAAAGGAAGAUGUAA